This is a messenger RNA of Archocentrus centrarchus (flier cichlid), 1030 nucleotides long. It is a transcript of the gene ptrh2, whose product is annotated as peptidyl-tRNA hydrolase 2. Lineage: Eukaryota; Metazoa; Chordata; Actinopteri; Cichliformes; Cichlidae. The transcript is spliced from 2 exons. Gene Ontology annotation, molecular function: peptidyl-tRNA hydrolase activity. Bases 74 to 589 code for a protein of 171 amino acids. Gene Ontology annotation, cellular component: cytosol. Gene Ontology annotation, biological process: positive regulation of anoikis; negative regulation of anoikis. The record is from RefSeq and is a predicted model, not a curated record.
UCAUCAUCAAGGGACCAUAAUCAGAGUAGAAGACGCUUCAUUCAUGCGGCGAGCAGAGCAGCAGGUUUAAAAUAUGGAUUCGUCAUAUGGUCCGUUGGUCUUGGGUCUAGCAGCUGGGCUCGGCUGUGGGCUCCUUCUCGGUUGGCGCCUUCGUGCCCGCUUCGGCUCAAUAUCCAAAAAUCUGCUCAAAGCCGAUGGCAGCGGCUCUGGUGAAGCGAGCGUGAUGGGAGAAGGAGGCGAGUUCAAAAUGAUUCUGGUGGUCCGAAAUGACCUUAAGAUGGGCAAAGGGAAGGUUGCUGCCCAGUGUUCCCAUGCUGCUGUGUCAGCUUACAAGCAGGUCCAACGCAGGAACCCUGAGCUGCUCAAACAGUGGGAAUACUGUGGCCAGCCCAAGGUGGUGGUGAAGGCCCCCGAUGAGGACACCCUCAUUGAUCUGCUAGGUCGUGCCAAAGAAGUGGGACUUCCUGUUAGCUUGAUCCAGGAUGCAGGAAGGACACAGAUCGCACCCGGGUCACGCACUGUGCUGGGCAUUGGUCCUGGCCCAGCUGAUCUGAUUGACAGUGUCACUGGAGAAUUGAAGCUCUACUAGAGUUCCAGAUUUCAGCUGAGCUACCAGGAGUUUUUAUUUUUCUACUAAGGGCUCUAUUCAGUGGCCUGUAACAUAAAUCGGUUGAAUUGUGAAUGGAAGUAGGGACACAUUUGUACUUUAUUUCCUGUGACAGUUCAGUGGCAGAGCAGUCCUCCACACCAAGGAUGCUCAGAAAGAUGAAAUACAUGAUGAUUCAAUCACAUUGUCAUUUGUCUUAUUAUAAACAGACUGGAAAAAUGAGCUAAGAUCAUCAAAUGAUGUACUCUAAUGAGAAAUUAUAUAUUUUGCCAUUUCUUUUCAAGAUAUUUGAUACUGGAAGUAAGAAUGUGAUGGGACAACUUUGCACUGAAGCAGCAGAGCAGCUUAAAUAAUACAAUAUCAGUUUUGUGCUUAAACUGAAUGCCAUUUGUUUAUCAUGAUAAAAUGCUUUUUUAAAAUUUA